AUGUGCCAGAGCGAAUGGAUGGACUUUCGAAGUCAGUAUAGCAGCUUCGUCUCCCUCCAAACCACCCCUCUCUGGACGGGCGGCCUGGACAACACGGUCAGGUCCUGGGACCUGCGCGAGGGGCGGCAGCUGCAGCAGCACGACUUUACCUCCCAGAUCUUCUCCCUUGGAUACUGCCCAACUGGGGAGUGGCUGGCCGUGGGCAUGGAGAGUAGCAAUGUGGAAGUUCUUCACGUAAAUAAGCCUGACAAGUACCAGCUGCAUCUCCAUGAGAGCUGCGUGCUGUCCCUAAAAUUUGCUUAUUGUGGUAAGUGGUUUGUAAGUACUGGCAAAGACAACCUCCUCAAUGCUUGGCGGACCCCCUACGGAGCUAGUAUAUUCCAGUCCAAAGAGUCCUCGUCCGUGCUGAGCUGUGACAUCUCUGUGGAUGAUAAGUACAUAGUCACUGGCUCAGGGGACAAGAAGGCUACAGUCUACGAAGUCAUCUACUGAAAACAUGAUGUGGUUUAACUUUUAGAGUUGAAUCGGGCCAAAAUGUUUUGAAUUUGUAGAAAUAGAAAAGUUGUAACUUUAAAAGGAGAAAAAAAAAACAAACCACGAAAACCUGUUUCCAAACCUUGACACAAAACUACUUUGAGUCUACAAAGAGGAGGCGACGAAUCCAUCAACUGAAGGUCACCCAUCUACCUAGACCAAACGGAGCACCAAGGCAGAGUGGACAGAGGGGCCAAGGGGAGUAGGCAGAGCCUCUUCUUUCCUGUCUGUGUGAUCUGCCGAGAUUACCUUCCUGUUCCUUGCAGUUCUCCUCACCGUCUGUGCUUGGUAGAGCAGUGGUGUCUCCAAUGAACUUGUUUCCUGGUUUUGCAUCUUGUGAAAUGUUUUUUUGUAUUUUUGUUGAAGGUUAAACAUUUGUAUAAAUUGUAAAUAUAUUUGGUUUAUUACAGUAAAGGCUUUAGUACCAAUAA
Molecule: messenger RNA, 965 nt
Organism: Leptonychotes weddellii (Weddell seal)
Lineage: Eukaryota; Metazoa; Chordata; Mammalia; Carnivora; Phocidae
Source: RefSeq, a predicted model, not a curated record